UUGCUUUCAGUCAGCUGUCAUCCAGUAUUUAGAAUCUUUGGAAUCGUAGCAAGUAAGGUCAGAAAAUGGAGUUGUACAAUCAAAUUGGAUCUUUACAAUCAAACAAGUAAAAAUUAUAUUAAUUGAUCGAUCGCUGUUCGAGAGAAUAACUUUUGUAAGGACUGCAGGGUCCAUAAACCGUUGGUUAUGGAAUUCGCUGAUCUAAUCUUAAUUCCACAAGUCGUUAAUGUUGUGUUGACCGACAAGACUGACGAGAAUAAUAAGAAUUCUAGAUUAGAAGGGACUCUGUGUAUCAGUGGGCACCAUUUGAUCUUAUCGUCAAGACAAGAAUCUCCUAAAGAGAUUUGGCUAUUAUACAGGAACAUAGAUGUCAUAGAAAAAAAAUGUAACAGUCAGAGCCCUGGAGGUAGCAUUAUAUUCAAAUGUAAAGACUUUCGUAUUCUGCAGCUGGACAUCGGAUCAACGGAUGAUUUAACAAAUGUUGCAUUAUCCAUAGAAAAUCUCAUGUCUCUAGGCCAAACUAUGCAGUAUCCCUUUUUCCAUAGACCUCAAUUAGUAAAUAACUCUAAAGAACAAGUAGAAGAUGGUUGGAGUGCAUAUGCCCCUGUCUCGGAAUGGUCCAGGCUUCUGGCGGCACACGCGGACGAGUGGCGUAUAAGUUAUCUGAAUAGAGACUACAAAGUCUGUAAUUCUUAUCCAUCGGCUGUAAUAGUACCCCGUCAUGUCGAAGAUAAAGUCAUUAUGUCCUCUGCUAGUUUCAGAGAUGGCGGGAGAUUUCCCGUACUGUGCUACAGACAUGAAGGAGGGAGUAUUCUGCUCAGAAGCAGUCAACCAAACUGUGGAGCUACUGGCAGAAGGUGUAAGGAAGAUGAAAGACUGCUCAACGCGGUCUUAGGACCUGGACGAAGAGGGUACAUCGUUGAUAUGAGAUCCUCCAAUCAAGCCCAAAGUGCCCGAGCAAGAGGUGGUGGCACCGAAAUGGAUGCGGCGUAUCCUCAGUGGAGAAAAUUGCACAAGCCUGUUCCUAGGCCAUCGAAUCUGACCGAUGCCUUGUUCAAGUUAAUCGAAGCAUGCAAUGAUGCCAACUGCUCAACUUCCCAAUGGCUGUCAAGGCUCGAUAACAGUGGCUGGCUGUCAGCUGUACAAGGGGCAUUAAAUGCAUCCUGCGUAGCUGCUCAGUGUCUUCAUCAAGAAGUAGCCGCAGUAUUAGUUCAUGGUGGUGCCGGUCGAGAUUCAACUUUAGUCGUCACAAGCUUAACACAAACAAUUCUCAAUCCCGAUUGUCGAACAGUCAGAGGGUUGCAGGCUCUGAUUGAGCGAGAAUGGUUACAGGCUGGUCAUCCCUUUUUCACACGAACGAAAUAUGGAGCUUACCAUUCGUCGUCACAAAAUCCACUGCAUGCACCGACUUUCCUACUCUUACUGGAUUGUCUUCAUCAACUACAUUUUCAGUUUCAAUAUAGCUUUGAAUAUACUACAGAUUUACUUGCCGAACUUUUCAAGCAUGCCUACUCUUCGAACUAUGGGACUUUCCUCGGCGACACCGAAGCUGAAAGAAUCCAGAUGAGUUUGUCGGAACGCACUUGUAGCCUUUGGUCGUAUAUAAAUCGACCCCAGGUCUUGGAGACGUGGCUAAAUCCUCUGUACGAUCCCAACCCUGGGAUCAUUUGGCCAAGUGUAGCUCCGGUUAGUAUCGAAUUAUGGAGAGAGCUUUAUUUUGGCCACACGGUCGCAGCGCCAUGGGCCGAAAUGUUGGAGUGUACCAAAGAACUUAAAAACAACCACGCCGCCGUUAAGAAGCUAGCAAUGGAGCUUCGAGUUCAGAUCAGGCAAGUAAUAGACCGAAUCCAAAUGAGUCCGGACUCAUCAUCCGAAGCCACGUGUCAGGAUGAAUCUGAGAGAUUAGCAAAGUUAAAUUUGGAAGCUUCAGGCACGUGAUUUGUGCCUUGAGGAGAGAGGGAGAGGGAUCUAAGGAUUACUCCAGGUACUCUUCACGGCCAUUUUUUUUUUUACUCGAUGAUAGAUAGCUCGGGUAAAUUUGAGGAGGUGAUGUGAAAGUACUAUGUUAGGAAACUGUUUUACAAACUACGAGGCAUGCAUUUUAUUUAACGUUAUAGGACAAUGUUUUACAUUCAUUCGUAGGAUCAAUGGUAAUGAAAUGUGGAACUCCUUUGAACUGUAAUUUCAAAGUCUUAGAUUUUCACGUUUUGGGCGGUUUUCUUUAGUCGUGUCUAGUUUUACUUUGAUUUGAAAAUCAUUUGCUAGUAAAAUGAGAGUAUUUCAUUAUUCGGUUAGUAAGCCAAUAAAUCACGUAAGUGAAGGGUAGCAACAAAGAGGGCACAUGAUUCUGUGAUGAUGAACAAAUAUCGUGAAUAAACGUAACAGUGCACUUUUUGAAAAAGAAUUCAAUACUAUUCAUUACUAUUAAAGAAAUAUAUAUUCUAGUAAAAAUACCGUUACGAAAUAACUAUAUUUAGCAUAAUUUUUGCUGCUUUAAAAUUAAACAAUCUCAACAAAAAUGAUCUUAGCGAGGUAUGCAAAUUCGUUUAAGUAUUUCAGUAUUUAUUAACUAUUUUUCAUUCCAUAUAAAACAUAUACAUAUAUAUAAUCAAAUCCCAUCCCUUUGCAAGUAUUUCAUAUAACUAUUUGAUAAAAUUUGCGGCUGACCGACAGUACUUAUUUUUGCAGGACAAAUAUUUAUUAAGUUUUGUGUUAUAAUUAAUAUGUAGGAGAAAUAUUGUAAAUGUUCUAUAAAAGUUGUUUCGUCUUCAAAUGUGUAAAAGAGAACUUAAACUCGAAGAAACUCGUUUAUAAAGUAUUACAAAUUUUAACCAUGUACACAUCCGUCGAUCAUCAUCCGUCGGUGCAAUGACAACUUUUUAGCAUUCAAGGAGUUAUACGCCCUUCAAGAACUAUAAGAUGUUUCUUUUUUUAAGGGGGCGAAAUAAUUUAAUGAUUAUAAACUAGCAAUAUCGUGCAAUAGUCCACAUGUGCUAAUCAUUCAUCGAAGAGCGGUGAUAAACAUUUUUUUUUCGCAAAUUUUGCAUAAAAGUAUUGAAACAGGUACUUAGAUCUGAAUAUAUAUACACACACAUAUGAUAAAUUAAUACAUGAAAUUAAAACAUGAA
Molecule: messenger RNA, 3128 nt
Organism: Orussus abietinus
Lineage: Eukaryota; Metazoa; Arthropoda; Insecta; Hymenoptera; Orussidae
Product: myotubularin-related protein 9
Exons: 8
Coding region: 187-1938 (583 amino acids)
Biological process (GO): negative regulation of autophagy
Source: RefSeq, a predicted model, not a curated record